Molecule: messenger RNA, 1571 nt
Organism: Malania oleifera
Lineage: Eukaryota; Viridiplantae; Streptophyta; Magnoliopsida; Santalales; Ximeniaceae
Product: aspartic proteinase CDR1-like
Exons: 1
Coding region: 61-1386 (441 amino acids)
Cellular component (GO): extracellular region
Source: RefSeq, a predicted model, not a curated record
CGAACUACCCUCCAUCUCUCUCUCUCUCUCUCUCUCUCUCUCUCUCUCUCUCUGCCUAACAUGCACCUACUCCUCCACUGUCUUCUGACUCUUCUCCUCACCUCUCAUGCACAAACUCCAUCUCUCGCCCAAACCCAACCUUUGGGUUUCACCACCCAUCUCAUCCACCGCGACUCCCCCUCCUCCCCAUUCCACAACCCUUCCGCAACCAAACGCGACCUCUUACGCGCCGCCUUCCUCCGCUCCAUUUCCCGAAGAAACCACAUACUUCGCCGCGCCACCCCGGCCUCCAAAGCUGGUAUAGACACCACCCUCUCCGAAGCCGACGGCGACUACCUCAUCCAGCUCUCCUUCGGUACCCCGCCGGUGCACCAAGUUCUCCUCAACGCCGACACCGGCAGCGACCUUAUUUGGCUCCAAUGCACCCCCUGUGGCCACUGCUUCACCCAAGACGCCCCUCUAUUUAACCCGGCCAACUCAUCCGGGUACAAAAUCUAUUUAUGCAAUUCGGACACUUGUAAGACCCUCCCCAUUUACGCCUGCGUCAGGAAUAUCAUCCCGAAAGACGCUUGUGGGUACUACUACAGCUACGGAGACAAUUCCCUCAGCAUUGGGAUCCUUUCCCAAGACACAAUCGCUUUGAACUCCAUCUCGGGCCGGGUCCAUGCUUUCCCCGGAUCUGUUUUUGGGUGCGGGCGCGUCAACGAUGGUCUCUUCACGAGCCACGAGUCGGGCAUGGUCGGUCUCGGUCGCGGACCCUUGUCUCUGAUUUCCCAAUUGGGUGCUAAAAUCGACUACAGAUUUUCCUACUGCCUUAUCCCGUUGAGUUCGAACCGGACGAGCAAGUUGAGUUUGGGAAAAGAAGCGCUCGCCGGUAAGAGAGGCGCCGUUUCGACUCCUCUCGCGUCUCCACAGCCACCCUCGACGUACUACUACGUUACUCUAGAGAGUGUUACGGUGGGAAGGAAAACGUUUCGGGCGGCGGUGAGCGGGAGCGAAGGGAACAUCAUAGUAGAUUCCGGGACGACGUUCACGUUUCUGGAACCAAAGGUUCACAGUGGCGUGGAAGCGGUGGUGAAAAGCAUGUUCAGCCAUCUACGGCCGACGACGGACCCGAAUAAUCCAGACGCGCUGUGUUAUGAAGCGAGCCCGAAGCGGGUUAAGUUGCCGGACAUGGUGCUCAAAUUUAAGGGUGGGGCUCAGAUUCGGUUGAAGGCGGCGAACGUGUUUAUAACGGGGGAUGAUGGGUUUUGCCUUGUCAUAUUUUCUAGUACUAGUACUGGGUUGUCCAUAAUUGGAAAUGUGGCGCAGGCAAACUUCGAGGUGGAAUUUGAUAUUAAGAAGAAGCUGGUGUCGUUUGCUCCCAAGGAUUGUACUAAAGUUUAGUCGUUGGACAGAGCAGUUCCAAUUAAUCGUCUUUAUCCAUAUAUGGACUAUGGCUCCUUAGAACUAAAGUUUAGUACUUGGACAAAGCAGUUCCAAUUAAUCGUCUUGAUGAUCUAUAUAUGGACUUUGUAACAAUUAAAAUGAAUAAAAUGAAUAUUGUUGCGUUAACUUGAUUUUCAGGUCAA